AGGAGGGUCUCGUCUUUCUCAGUCGCUGUCCUCACCUGUCCCAUGUACCAGGUCCCACGGCGCCCCCAGCAGGCCGAGGUCCUUCUUGUUCCUCACACUUCCGCUUUGUGGGUUCGUGAGUCCGACUCUUUUCAGGUUUUGACAACCAUCACGCCGACAGGGAUGCUCAAUUCCCACCCGGAACACACUUCCGCUCACCUCGUUCUCUCUCUCAGAACACACUUCCUCUUAAUCCACCAAUCACACUAACAGUAAGUGAUAUCCAGUGAAGUAUGGCCGAGGCGUCUCCGGUGUCACUCAUGCUCCUCUACGCAGUCGUCUUCAGCUUUCACUGGAGCUGCUCCACGCACACGGAAUCACACAUCUUCUUGUUCCGCUUCUGGUUCUUCAGUAGUGGAUCUGACCGAGUGCUGACCUUUGCUUCAUAGUGACGCCAUGUUACACGGAAGAUGAUGUCAGAGGUGUUCUACAGCGAUGACGUCACGGGGGAGCGAGGGUCUGUCCCCCUGGACAUUGACAACGUCCACAUGCUGCUGCAAGUGGAGCAAGAGCAGAUCCAGAAGAGGACCUUCACCAACUGGGUCAACGCCCAGCUGGCAAAGAGGAGGCCUCCGUGCAUGGUGGUGGAUCUCUUCAACGACUUCCGCGAUGGAUCCAAGCUGUUGGACCUGCUGGAGGUGAUGAGCAACCAACGCAUCAGCCGCGAGCGAGGAAGAGGAACUUUCCAGCACAGGAGCAAUAUUGAGAAGGCCCUGGCCUUCCUCAGGCACAAAUCAAUCAAACUGGUCAACAUCAACGUUCCCGACAUCAUCGAUGGCAAACCUUCCAUCAUCCUGGGCCUCAUCUGGACCAUCAUCCUGCAGUAUCACAUCGAGGAGCUGGCCAGCGCACUAUCCUUCAACUCCCGUCAGUCCUCCAUGGAGUCUCUGGCCAGUCUGGACUCUCGCUCCACGUGGUCCAGCCGCUCAGCCAGCAGCAGCCCUGUCCCCUGCCGAGGCUCGCCCCUCCACGCCCGCUUCAGGGUGUCAGCCAAGAAGGCCCUUCUUCUGUGGGUCCGCGAGCAGUGCCACAGGGCCGGCUGUUCCGUCAAUGUCAAGGACUUCAAGGGCAGCUGGCGGAGCGGCCUAGUUUUCCUUGCCAUCUUGUACGCCCUCAGGCCCGACCUGGUGGAUCUAUCCAAAGCCAGAAGCAGGAGCAACAAGCAGAACCUGGAGGAGGCCUUCUGUGUGGCCGAGAGAGAGCUGAGGAUCCCACGGCUGCUGGAACCCGACGAUGUGGAUGUUCGAGAGCCCGAUGAGAAGUCCAUCAUGACCUACGUGGCCCAGUUCCUGCAGUAUUCCAGAGACCUGCCCAUCCCCGAGGAGGACGUGCAGACACAAUACUUGACUCCUCCAAAAGCUCCUUCUCCUCUCAGCCUCCCUGUGCACUAUACGCCCGCUAUCUCUGCUUCGCCACUGCGCCAGGCGACACCCGAGCGUAAAGCACAGGAAGUGUCGUGCUGGCUGCUUCAGGCCUACGAUGAGCUGCUGGAGGGCUGGGACUCCACCGAGGGCGAGAGCUACUCGGAACGUUACCACGUGUUCCAGACCUUUCUGGUGUCCUUCAAUGAGCAGCGGCGCCCCAUCAUGCCCCUGCUGACCGCCAUGAGACGAAGCGCCAAGCUGAGUGAGGAGCAGCGAGCCCUCAGGGAGGCGUGGGACGCCCUCACGGAGAAGCUACGGGACUACAAAAUAGAGUUAGACGUGAGGCUACCGCCACCUCUGGACAUGGUGGCACGCUGGCUGCUGAGAACCGAGGAGGUCCUGGCCGAGGAAGACGCUGACCCCCUGGACCAUGGCCGGGCUGCGGACGAAGCCAAGGAGAAACAGGAGCAACUUAAGGUCUGCCUGGAAGAGAUGCCCCAGCAAGUGAAGACUUUCCAGGCCUUCCAGAACCAGGAUGAUUACGGAAACAUGUUGGUCCCUACUGAAAAGAUGGAAGAGCUGAAGAGAAGGUUCACCGGCAUACGGGUGACGGCCAAGUACCAUGGCAUCAAGCUGGAGUACCGUGAGGACCGUCACACGGUUUUGGAUCUGCUGGGCCAGAUCAGGACAAAAGUGCGUUUGUGGAAGAGGCCUUAUCUUUCUCCAGAGGCUGUCAGAGUGCUGCUGCAGGAAUGGCAUGAGCUGGUGAACACACAAGAGCUACCUUCCAUGUUGGAAGCAGCUCUUCAUAAGUUGAAGCUGGUUGCUGAGAAAUACGCAAGCAAGUCUGCCCUGGCUGCAGACUACCACCAUGUUUGUCAACAAGUGACGCAGCUCUCGGAGGACACGGCGGCGGUACUGGUGGAGGUCACCUCAGCCAAGAGCACCAUGGGACGGACUUUGACUGCUUGGGACUCCUACAGCGACGGGAUCAGCUCCAUGCAGGCGUGGCUAGAGCAGAGUUCAGCCCGCCAGAGCUACGAUCCUCCAUCAAAGGUGACAUCCGAAUCCCUGGAUGAGUGGAGAUCCCGACAGGCUCACCUGAACGAGGUGGCGAACUUCCUGAUAGAGUCGAGCGACCCACACACCAGCAAGAGCCUGGCAGAGGAGCUCCACAAGCUCAAUGUGAACUGGACCAGAUGCAUCCAGACAAAUGCCUUGGACAGCACAGAUGAGUCUAAUGCUGGGAUCAAGACCAGACUAGAAGACCUCCAGGCUCUGGUCAGGGAGGCCAGUCUUCUACUCCAAGAGCCUCUUGACACAAUGGCAGGUCCUUUACGCAUCUACAGAAAAAGAAUGCAGUUCUUACUGAGGAAGAUAAAGGAAGUUGAUGAGGAACCUCCUGAUUCAUCUUCGGAAGGUCCAGUUGAUAAGUUCCAGAAACUGAAGAUGGCCAUGCCUCAGACCCAGCAGACUCUGUGCCAAGCAGAGCAAGUGUGUGCGGAGUUGCAGCACAGUGUCUCAGGUCUGGACAGUCGUCUGGCUGAGCUAUUACUCUGGGAGACUGAGGCUAGGGACCUCUACCAUCUGCUGAGGGCCACAGAGCGACAGCAGCGGAGAGGCCAGGAUCCAAGAGCUCGGGUCCUGAUAUCUCGUGGGCUCCAGUUGGAGGGUCAGGUGGUGACAGAAGAUCAGGACCUUCAAGUAUUAAUAAUGAAACAUCAGAAGAGCUCCCCCAUUCAGUACCUCCAUGCGUCCACCAUGCAAGAGCGUGUGAGGGCGGCGGUGGCUCAGUCGCAGGAGGCGGUGGGUAUGCUGAGCAGCUUGGGAGCCAGAAGAGACAGAAGCAGGAGCCCCACAAGGGAGCCCCCAUCCAAAGUCUUCAUUCAGGCUAAAACCAAGCCCCAUCAUCUAAGACAGUCUGACACUGGACCACCAGUCCAGGAGUGGGCUACCUUGCCGGAAUGUCAUCCCUCUCAAGACGUGUUUGUGCCAAAGAUCGUGGUGCAGGAAUACGGAGAAGAAGGGAGAAGUUCACCUCCACCGUCAUUUAGUUCUAUACAAGCAGCCAUGCAGACCAGGCCACCACCAGCAGAAGGCCAUUCUCAGGCCUGGACAGUAGUGAUGGAACAGCAGCAGCAGACUGUGGAGGACACCCCGAUGCAGCAGCAGGAACUUAGAAGACCAAAGCCACAAGAGCCCAAGUAUCAGCAACUGCAAAUAGAAGUAGGAGAAGAACAAGAGAUCAUUAAGAAAGAGACACAAGUACGGAAAGAUGAGCGACCGGUGGAGAUUAAGGAAGUGGAGCAGUACGUCCAGGUCAUGCCGCAGACAACUGCAGUACAGGAGCCGAUGUCACCAGCAAAGAAACCUCUCAACUCACAAGAACUUCAAUCCAAAAAGGCCCAGGCUUUGAAGAACCGCCCCUGGCUUCAAAGACCACUAGAACAUGAACAUCAAAGUCCAAAUAAGGUUUCUGCUCAAGAACCAGUUCAGGCUACGCAGACACAGACAAAUAAAGACAUAAUGGGUUCCAGCGAGGUUGCUCCUCACCAUACAGGAACCCCCAGGUCUCAGCCUGAAACCCAAGACGAGUCGGCUGGUCGGUCAACACAACAGAAGGAACAGCCAAGUGAACUACGGCAGAAACCACAUAUGCCAAUUGUAGCAGCACAGCCGGAUAAAGACACACCAGAUGAUCCAGUAGAUCUUCCUCUUCGGCAAGCAAAGGUCAAAAGUCAGCCCCCGGCCGAAACGAGGUCUCAGGUUCAGCUACAGCCUCCGACCCAUGGCCAAGUUUUAGCUCAAGGGCCGACCUGGGCUCAAGUCACACCUUCAUCUCCAAGGCAGGCUCCUCCCCUGCAGGAUCAAAUUCAGCCGCCUGUCCCUUCCCACAUUCAGCUUCGGAGUCACCCACAGUCCUGGUCCCCUGUCAGGCCGCCCUCCCCUAAACCACCAGCACAGAUACAAAGUCAAACCCAAGAAAUUGCUCACUCUCAGAGACAUCCUCAUUCGACUCAGCCGGAAAACCAAGCGACGCUUCAACUUCAAAGUCAUUCUCACCCAGAGACCCAAACUACAAUCUAUGCAGUUCCGCCCCAAACCGCUGCUGCACCCAUGGCUCCUACACCCAUGGCUCCUACACCCAUGGCUCCUGCACCCAUGGCUCCUACACCCAUGGCUCCUACACCCAUGGCUCCUACACCCAUGGCUCCUACACCCAUGGCUCCUGCACCCAUGGCUCCUACACCCAUGGCUCCGACACCCAUGGCUCCUACACCCAUGGCUCCUACACCCAUGGCUCCUACACCCAUGGCUCCUGCACCCAUGGCUCCUACACCCAUGGCUCCUACACAAACCCAGCUCAUGCCACAGACAGGGACCCAGCCCCAAACCAAACCUCAACCCACGGCCAAGAUUCAACCAAAUGCUCAGCCAAAGACCACGCCUGAAAACCAAGCACAAAACUUAAUUCAGCAUCAGAGUCUUUCUCUUCCACAGACCCAGACCCAAACCACUGCCAAGUCAAUGAAUCAACCCCAACCCAGUCCUGGAUUCAUGGCCCAUGAGCCCAAAAAAUCCCAAGCAAAGACACAACCGCAAAGGUAUGCUCAGCCAAUGGUCCAAACUCCCGAGCCCAUAGCGGGGGUUCAAACACAUCCUGUGGCAAAGGUUCAGUCCCAGUCCCAGAAGCACGUUUACUCUGCAACACAAUCACAUGCCAAAACUGAGACUGUGCCCCAGAUUCAAGCACCAACUCAAUCUCCAUCACAGCCUCAAACCCUUGCCCAUUCAAAACCUCAACCAGGUCUGACACAACCUUUGAAACAACACCACCCUCAAGGUCAACCGGUAGUCCAGCCUCAUGGUCCCCCUUUGGCUCAAUAUCACACAAUGUCUCAGUCAGCAGUCCAACACCAAGACCAUAUUGCCCCGGGCCACCUUGCCGCUUGGACCCAUGGUAGCAGCUCCUCCUCAGGGUCCAUGAAACAUCCACAGGCUCUGGUGCAACCCCAGGUUUACCCUCAAAAUGACCCCACGGCUCAGCAGUGGACACAAAAUAAAGACACUGUCCAGCAAAGGCAACACAUUUCCCAAACAUAUACUCAGCUAACGAGUCAAGUGUUCCAGUCUCAGGCUCCACAAGCACCACAGUGGGCUCAAGGGGGUCAUCCGCAAAGACCUCAAAUGGGGCCCACAGGGUAUUCUAACAUGGCACAAUCAUAUAAUCAGUCUCAGAUGCAGAUACACUCACACGCUCAACUCCAGACUCCAACAAUAUCCCAAACAAGACCCCUGAAUCAACAACAGACGCACAUGCAAGCGUUUGAUGCGACUCCAAUGCAGACACAACCAGGCCUUAGUGGGCAGCAGGUGUGGAUGCAGGUACCCCAUCAUUUCCAGUCCCACCCCUCUUACCCCCAGGGUCAGCAAUAUCCACCCGCUGAACAUCAGCCCCAGACUAAUAUCCGUGCUCAGAUACCUCAACAACUACAUCAUACCAAUCUUCAGUACCUUCAACCUCAUGGGCAGGCCCAAGCCCAACCUCACAUCAAGACACAUUCACAAGCACAACCACAGAUCCAUCUGACCCAGCAAAAUCCUCCGCUCCAACAGAUCCCUCCCUUCAGACCGAUGGCUCAGACACCAAACCAACCCCAGGCUCAAUCGCUGUCACGAUAUAUACCUGAACCACCUCCAGCACCACGACCCAAAAUGCCAUCACCGACUCAAACCAUGGUUCAUUCGCUACCGCAAUGUAGACCUGAACCACAGCUUCCACCACACCCUUCAGUUCAGUCACCGGCCCAACCCAAGGCCCAGUCACUGCCCUUAUAUCAACCAGAACCCCAGCCAGCUCCUCAACCCAAGGCCCAGUCACUGCCCUUAUAUCAACCAGAACCGCAGCCAGCUCCUCAACCCAAGGCCCAGUCACUGCCCUUAUAUCAACCAGAACCGCAGCCAGCUCCUCAACCCAAGGCCCAGUCACUGCCCUUAUAUCAACCAAAACCCCAGCCAGCUCCUCAACCCAAGGCCCAGUCACUGCCCUUAUAUCAACCAGAACCCCAGCCAGCCCCUCAACCCAAGGCCCAGCCUUCCACUCAAACCAAGGCUCAAUCGUUGCAACAAUAUAAACCUGAAACCCAGAUAGCGGCACAUGUUCCACAGCCCCAGCCAGCUCCUCAACCCAAGGCCCAGUCACUGCCCUUAUAUCAACCAGAACCCCAGCCAGCUCCUCAACCCAAGGCCCAGUCACUGCCCUUAUAUCAACCAGAACCACAGCCAGCUCCUCAACCCAAGGCCCAGCCUUCCACUCAAACCAAAGCCCAAUCGUUGCAACAAUAUAAACCUGAAACCCAAAUAGCAGCACAUGUUCCACAACCCCAGCCAGCUCCUCAACCCAAAGUUCAACCUUCCACUCAAACCAAGGCUCAAUCAUUUCCACAUUGUAUUGCAGAACCCCGACCACCCCAGCCAGCUCCUCAACCCAAUUUGGCAUCAACUCAAAGUAAAAGUCAAUCCCUGCCACCCCAGCCGGCUCCUCAGUCCAUACAGUUCUCACCAACGCAAGGCAGUGUAAAAUCAAUACCAGAACCUUCACCUGAACUCAAGAUUCAGUCACCAGGACCUGAACCCGAGUCUCAAUCGCAGUCACAGACCACUGUCCAGAUUCCCCCUCCUUCCCAGUCCCAAUCUCCAAUUCAAUCCACUCCACAAUACACACAAAAACCAUUCCAAGCGAUUGUCCAUUCCCAGGUCUGUGUGUCUCCUCAAUCCCAAGCAGAGUCGCCAGACCUGUGCUUCACACCUCCGGUCCUUGCUCAAGCACCCCCCCAAGCGUACUCAGAGGCCUAUGCUAAAGCCCAGGCUUUGGCUAGGAACGGCUUUGAGGAGGCUAAGCACUGCCUGCAGGGCCACAUCCUGGAGGCUAUCAUGAUCUUCAAAGAGAAAUGUAUACCAGACCAGCAAGCAUCGCUCACAGAAACUCUGAAAACCCAGGAUCCUGAAUUACUGGAGGAAUUUCUGAGAGCAGCCAAAGGCAUGGAAGCCUUUUGUACACCUUCACAGCUAAAGGACAUGGAGGUCUUCACUCAGUCUGUCAGGUCUCAGUGGGAGUCUUGCUUCUCCUCGGCGGGAAGCUUUGCCCAAGCAAGCCACCAGCUGGAGGCCUUAAAGGAGCUGUGUGACAUGCUGAGUCCCGAGGAUGCUCAUCGCCUUGCCCACACUCAGCUGAGGGAGUGCGAGAGCAGCCUGGCUGCCAUCCAACGCCAGUUCAGUGGAGACCAGGAGGCUCCUCUGCCUGAUUCAAGGACUCCUGCUGGAUUUGGUGUGGAUCAGACCCUACAAAAAGAAACUAAUGGAAAACCUCAAAUCUCAUCUGAGGUGUCUCAAAUAAAACUCCAAACAGCAACUGUGGAGCAUAAAGAGGUGAAAAAGCAGCCCCCCUUUGGGGAAGAAGUCAUCAAAAAGGAAGCCUUGGAGAGAUACGAUAACUUCAAGAAGUCUCUGCAAGUCCAGCUGUCGAAAAACGAACAGAGCAUCAAUGAGGUUCCAUCAGACUCUGUGACCCUAAAAGGUCUUCACUCACGCCUCCAGGAAAUACAGUUCUUGAGGCAAGAGACAGAAUCUUUGUGGUCUGAGUUUGCCAACCAGUGCUCCCAGUUGAGUGGAGACGAUGGUGUGGAGCAGGAGAAACUGGAGCUUGAGGAUCAGUGGCGGGCCCAACAGUCCAACCUUCAGAGGAGAGGCAGCUCGCUGGGUGCCGCCCUCAGACAGAUUGACUCGACAGAGAACCACAUGGUGGAUUUCAGCGAGCGCCUGGACCGCUACCUGAGACAACCCAAGGACGUCACUGCCUUCACGUUGUCAAACACCAACAUCCUGAAGGACAUCAAGGAGCUGGAUGAAAAUAUCCAGAGUGAACUGGAUCAGCUUUCCCGUCUGGAGCCUGAAUCCAGCAACCUGGAUCCCAGAGACUGCUUAACCCUCUCCCGUGAGGUGGAUGCCCACAGAAGCAGCCUGGAUCAGCUCCGCCAACAAGUUCGCAAGAGUGAGGCAGCUGCUCGCGCUCUGGACCGCUUCCUCAUGUCACUCCGCACCUUAGAGGAGGACAUCGCCGGAGUCCAGGGAGUCCAGGGAGUCCAGGGAGUCCAGGGAGUCCAGGGAGUCCAGGGAGUCCAGGGAGUCCAGGGAGCCCCGUGCGGUGAUGCCACCAUCUGGCAGGACCGUCGUGCCAAGCUGACUCUCAUUAGGCAGAGCGUGGACAGUCUGAAAGACAAAGCUCCGCAGCUAGAUCUUCUGCUGCAGGGGGCCCGGCUGACGGUAACCAGGGAUGGUUCUCCUGCAUCCUGCCUGGACAUGGUCAGUGUCCUGCUGAAGAAGCUGGAAGAGGCUGACACUGGACUUGUGGGACAGCAGCAGAUCCACAAGAAGGAAACCCAGAGCAAAUCGUUGGGAUUGAGGAGGAGGGCCCUGUUGGGAGAAGUGAGGAAGCUCCAGGAAGCCAUGGAAGCACGAGGCCUGACGGAGGCCACCAUACCAGCCGUGCAACAGAGGCUGCGGGCUCUGUCUGAUUUGGAGGACCAGCUGAAGACUCAGAACGCAGAGCUCCAAGGUCUCAGGGAACUUCCUGAAGGUCAAAAUCUCCUUGAGGAACUGGACACCGAAUACAAGCAGACUGAAACAUCCUUGACGGACAGGAAGCAGCAGUGCAGCAUCCUGCUGGAGCUGCUCAAGACGUUCCAGAGCUGCCGCAGUCAGCUGAGCAACACCAUGCAGAGAGCCGAGCAGACCAUCUCUGAGCACACCUCCUACAUGGGCAAAGACAACCUUCACAGGAUUAUAACCAAGGUCCAGGAUAUUAAGAAGGAGCUGAGUGGCCUCAGUGAGCAGAUGGAUGAGAUCAGGGCCGUUUGUAGGCAGCUGCAGACCACGCUCAAGAAGUUUCCGGACUGCCGCGAGGUUCCGUUUGAAGCUGAGGCUGACACGCUGAUGGACAACUGGCUGGAUAUGACGGAGAAAACAGACAGUUACAUGGACAACCUUCAGGUGGGCUUGGAACUGUGGGACAAGCAGCUGAUGCUGGGAGGAGAGAUUGAUGGCUGGGCGGCCACCAAACUGGCGCUCUUUGCGGAGAGCCACCCCUUCUACAACCACCAGCAAGUCAUGGCCAUGAAGGAGGAGAUCCAAGCCCACGAGGAGAACAUCCAACAUUUCCACAAGAAGUCUGAGGAGAUCCAGGAAAUGCUUGAAAGCCAGGACGCUCCACUGGAGCUACAAGUGAUGGAAACACAGCUGAGGAAGAGGAUGGAACAGGUGAAGGAGCUGUUUGCAGACUGCACCGAUGUGUUUGAGGAGCUGAUGGUGGUGAAGAAACAUCUAGAAGAAAAGAUCGAGGGGUGUCUGGCAGCCAUCGAGAACAUCCAGUCUUCUGUCAGUCAGGUCCAGGCCUCAGAACCAAAGGCGGAGACCCAGAUCCAGGAUUUGUGCGCCAACCUGGAGGAGCAGGAGGAGCAGGCGGAGUCGGUGCUGCGUGAGAUGGCCCUGGUCACCAGUGUGGCCAGUCCCCAGGUGCUGGAGACGCUUUCGGCGGACUGCGGCCGACUGACAGACGCCAUCGCCCGCACCAAAGACAUGAUCCAGCGGAAGAGAGAGGAGCGGGACGAAGGCUUGCUCAAGGUCAUUGAAGAUGAGAGACAGUCAUUUGAGGACUGGUUCCAGGAUCUGCAGUUGGCCGUCAAUGAGUGCUUUGAGAACCCGGAGAGCCGAUCCCAUGUGGAAACAUCUUUGCAAAGACUGACAGGCUCCUUGAAGUCCAACGAUGCCGAACGACGUCUGGACCAGCUGAGAGAGAACCUGGACAGAGGUCGGCAGCAGUUUGAUGAUCAGCAGCUAAGCGAGUUCAGCAACUGGCUGAAGGAGCAGCGCGAGGAGGUGCUCACGUUCAAUAGCCACUGUCUGAACCGGCAGAAACAGAUGGAGGCUCUUCACUCAGACUUGAUCAGUCUGCAGACACUCCAUGACAGCUUCCACAACUGGCUGCAGGGAAAAGAGAAAGAAGACAUAACGCCACCUGAGGCCAAACAUCUGCUCAAGGACCUCCAGGACAGGAGCCAAAGAGCAGACGCCCUCGUUGAGCUCCUAGCUUCACUACGCAGGCAGGGCGUCAGAGCGGACAGACUCCUGAAGGACGGAGACAACGUGUUGGAGCGCUACCGGAAGCUGGAGGCCAAGCUAGGAACACAAGCAGAGGCCCACAGCAAGUUGGAGGCGGAACUGGAGCGGUUUGAAGUCCAAGCUCAGAGCGCCAGAACCUGGUUUAAAGACCUCCUGCAGCCCCUCACCAUAGCAGAGGGAGUCCAGCGGGUCCAGGAGAUGAGCCACAAAGCCGAGGCUGUCCUGAGCACAAAAGCCGAUGGAGACUCCAAGGUGAACCAUCUCCGAUGUCAGAGCCAGAGUCUCUGUGAGCAGGAGCAGCUGGAGCCCAGCAGGAAACAGGAAGUCCAGCGCUCGUUCAGAGAAGCGGAGGAGGAGUGGCAGGCUGUCCUCCAGGCGGCUGAGGACGCCCUCAACAAGGCGGAGACGCAAGCUCGCUUAGACCGAGAAGUGGAUGCUUUCAAAGUCCAGAGCCACAGCUUGCAGACCUGGAUCAGCGACUUGGAGGAGGAUCUCACGUCUCCUGGUGGCUGCACGGAUGAAAAGCUUCAUGACCUUCUGCUUAUCAAACCUGACAUGGAGACGAAGCUCCAGCAUCUAAAGGGGUGGUGCCAGACCAUGUGCAGCAACGUGGAUUUGGAUGAAGGCUUCCGUCAGGAGGUCCAGGAGACAAUGGGACGCACGGAGGAGCGGUGGAGGAGGGUGAUGGCGGCUGUUGAGGAGGUGCAGACUGCAGCCGCCAUGGAGACGGAGAUGGCUGCACUGCAAAGUCACACAGAGAGGACUCAGACCUGGAUCAGGGAGCUGAGGCACAAGCUCCUGUCGCUCGGGAGCCACAUGGAACUCCAGGAAAGACUCCAAGUUACUCAGGCUGUCAUGGCUGCCCAACCUGAGGGCCAAUCCAAAGUUCUGGACCUGAAGAAGGACGCGGAACAUCUGUGUGAGAAGCUGGAGGAGAACAGGAGACCUGAGGUAGCACAGCUGGUCAAGGACGUGGAGCAGCAAUGGAGGUCUGUCCUGCAGACCUGCAAAGACGCCGAACUGCGAGGUUUUGCUGAUGACUUUGAGGGUCAGCGUAAGAAGACGCAGGCGUGGGUGAGGGAGCAGGAGAGGCAGCUCCAGUCCGUCAGCGUCCAUGCUCCGCUGGAAGAGAGACGCCGCACAGCCCAGGACGUACUGCAGUCCAAACCUGAUGGCGACUGUCAGGUGAACAACCUGAGGAGGCGGGGCCAGAGUCUCUGUGACCGUCAGGAUGUGGAAGAGGGUAAGAAAGGUCAAGUCCAGCAGACGGUCCGAGACACGGAGGAGCAGUGGAGGAACGUUGUGCAGGCCGCCAGAAAGCUGGAAGAGGACGCAGAAGCUGAGCUGAACCAGGAGAUGGAGAGGAGAGAGUUGGAGCUGGCAGAUUUGAAAAGCCUUCAUCUGGAAACCAGCAACUGGCUUUCAGACCUCCAGCAUCAGCUAGGUUCCCUAACCGGUCAAGAUAGACAACACGCCGCACAGACCAUUAUCGGUUGCAAGUCUGAGGCGGAUGCUAAACUCCAGGAGAUGAAGAGACGCUGCCAGGCUUUGGACGCUGACGAGCUGGAGCAGCACCUUCAUCUGCAGCACCUGCAUCUUCAGCAGAUGGUCCAGGACUUAGAGGACCGCUGGACUGAGACCCUCCACGGUGCCAAAGAGAUUGUGGACGCGGCGGAGAAGCGAAACGCUCUGCAGUGUCAGCUGAGGAAGCACCAGGAGAGCAGGGAGGAAGUCCAAGCCUGGCUGGAAGAAAAGCGACGGGACCUUCAUUCCCUCAACUGUUCCAAAGAUCCUGAAAGGACCAUAAGCACCGCACAGGACAUCCUGAGCUCCAAACCAAACGGAGACUGCCGGCUGGCCGAGCUGAGAAGACAAAGUCGCAGUCUGUGUGACCACGAGGACGUGGAGGACGCUGCCAGACGGGAGUCUGAACAAGCGCUCACAGAUUUAGAGGAGCAGUGGAGGACGUUGCUCCACGAUGCUGAGGACUCCCUGAAGAAAGCAGAGCUUCUGUAUUCACUCUCCAGGGAGCUGCAAGCCUUCUUCAGCCAGGCGGCCAGCACUGGGGCCUUGUUGGAGGAUCUGCACACUCAGCUGGAGACCACCGGGACAGGCACCGAAGGCAGCCAAGUCCAGAUGGAGGACAGACUGAAUACCAUACGGAUCAUCUUGAACUCCAAGUCCAGCGGAGAGACUCGAGUGACGGAGCUGCAAAGGCGUGUGCAGAGUCUGUGUGAACACCAAGAUCUGGAGGAGGACAGCAGGCUGGAGAUCCAAACGCAGCUGAAAAAGCUGGAAGAGCAGUGGCGGACCAUCAUGCAGGCUGCGGAUGAGAGGAGCAGACUACUACAGGGCGUCGUGGACCUCCUGGUGUCCUGUCAGUACCGGCGAGCACAAGCUGAGGCUGGUCUGCAGGAGCUCCAGACACAAAUGUCCAGUCUGCCUCGCGUCUUCCCCUGGCCGGGUCUGGGGGAGCGCAGGCAGGCGGUGGAACAAGCUCAGACCCUGCUGGACAGGAGCGCAGCCCUUGGUCCGCUCCUCGAUGAUCUACACACCCAGGCUGUGGAACUGUCUGAGACCACCCGGGACCCCGAAUGGGCUGAUGCUACCUGGGGCAGCAUGGAGGAGGCCAUCCCAUUUCUUCACAAGGACUUGACUGAGGCCCUGGAGAACCUGGAGCAAGGCAUCAUGGCAGAGAGGAGGUGCACACAGCUUGUGGAGCAGCAUGAAGCAGCACAGGACUGGUUGCGAGAGCAAGUGAAAGCCCUGGAAGCUCCUCCAGAUGAUAAACAAGGUCUUCACGGUGCCAUCAACACCCUGAAGGCUUUACUCCAGACCGUGGAUCGGGAGCAGAGAGAGAUGAAGGAGCUGGAUUCCGCCAGAGAUGAUCUGCUCAGCCUCUGUACCCCUGGAGGUCGUGACGCUCUGACCCUGGAGGUCAGUCACCUGCAUGAGCUUUGUGUCACGUCUGAGCUGGACGUGAGGGAGCGCCUGGAGGCCAGCGAGGCCCGCUUGCGGGACCUGGAACGCCAGGCGGCCCAGAGAACCAAGGAGCUGACGGAGAGGGCGGCUGCGCUGCAGGGGGAUCUGCGGUCUCUGGAUCAGGCCCUCGCAUACGACCAACUGCAGGACCACAUUGAGCAGCUCCAGCAGCACUGGAACAGCCUGCAGAAUUGUGCCAAGUCUCUGGAGGAGCUCUGGGUGAAGGUUGAAGAGCUGCAUCAGGAUGUCGGUUCUGCCCAGGAGAUGCCAACAGAAAUAACCACCACAGUCGAGUCUCUUCGCCAGCACCAUGACAGUUUACAGAGCAGGCUUAGCGAGCAUCAGCAAAGCUGCUCCACAAACGCUGCUCGCUGUUUGACCGAUGCUCUCCAAGCCCUGCAGGAAUGGAACCACAGCGAGCCGUUAGAGUCCAUAGCAUCAAUGCAGGAGACAGCAGAGGAAGGGGAAAAGAUGCAGGCUGUCCUCCAGGAGGCGCUUUCCCAUCAGCAGUUUUUGAGUGACUGCCUGAAUCAGGAUAUGUUCCACAAACUUUCAAAAGACGGUUCAGAAACUCUCAGACAAGCAGGGACACGUCAGAUGUCUCUCCGCCACAAGUUAAAGGAUCUGAAGGAGAAAAGUGAGCCAACAAGCAAGGGUCAGUCCACUGAUGUUCAUAAUCAAUCUGAAGAUAGUCAGACAUCUUUGGUGGCCCCACCACGGAGAAACAAGCAGCCCACGGAGAAAAAGUCUAAAGUUGAAUUCCACCAAAACGUUCCCUCAACCAGCACGCCAACACUGGACCAGGAUGACUUGUCCGUGUCAUCCAGGUCCAGUGAGCAAACGGAAUCUACUGUUUCUGAAGAAUGCAAAGAUAUUCCAGCACAGAGGAAGUCCAAGAUCCAGGAUGUGUCCCCGGCUCCUCCAUCCCCAAAAAGCGAACACGAAUCCAAAAGGACCUUGGACCAGGAGAAAGAUGAAGCUGUUUUGGAACAGAGUAAGCUUCUAGCACCAAAACGAAAGGCAAAGCCUGCAGAGUCUCCUGACCUCAACGAGGUAGCACAGGACAAAGAUGGAACCGAAGGGCUUCACGGUGCCACCGCUGUGGAUCCGUUCUCUGCCAGUUCUGCAGAAGCCAGCCAGGAACCUUCUUUAACUCCUGAAGAAUGCACAGGAGUAUCUGCUGCACCUGUUGUGGAAGCAAAGGUUACACCACCUAAAAGAAAGUCCAAGAUCUCACCACAAGCGCCUUUGAAGGAGGAGCCAACUGUGACAGAAGAAGAGUCCCAUGUGGAACCCAAAGAGGAAAAGCUGACGGACAACAAAGAACUUGGAGUCUGUGAUGAUUCUAACCUCCAAGAAGCAGGAAAGGACUCGGAAAGUGGGGAAGCGUCUUUAGUUACGCAACUGGUGACGGGAAUCAUUGAGUCCGCAAUGAAAGACAUGGCUUUGCCUUGGAAGAAAGAUCAGCCAGAACUGGAAACUAGGAAAACUUCCCAAGAUGUCACAGGAAUUCCCGAAGUUGUUAUCUCGGAGGAAGCGAGGAUCAUCCCACCCAAAAGAAAGUCAAAGAGUUCCAAGAUUUCUCCAGAACUUCCUAAAAGAGAGGAGCAAUUUUUGAGAGAAGAAGAAUUCCAUCUGGAACACAAAGAGGAAGAGCUUCUCCAAGAUGAACAACUUGGUGCCUGUGACAAUUGGGAAAGUGGGGAAUCUUCUGUAGUUGCUCGACUGGUCACUGGAAUCAUUGAAGCUGCUAUGAAAGAGGUUGGUUCCCCUUCACAGAACGAUCAGCUGGAACUGGAAAGUAGAAGAACGUCACAAUCGGUCACAGGCGUCCCUGAAGUUCUUAUUCCAGAAGAAGAAAGGAUCACUCCACCCAAACGAAAAUCCAAGGGUUCAAAGAUUUCUCCAGAGCUUCCUAAAAGAGAGGAGCAAAUUUUGACAAAAGAAGAAUUCCAUCUGGAACACAAAGAGGAACAACUUCCAGAAGACAAAGAACUUAGUGCCUGUGAUGAUUCGGGUGAUGGUUCAAACCCCCCAAAAGAGAGAAAAGACUCUGAAAGUGAAAGUGGAGAAGCUUCUGCAGUUGCUCAUCUCGUCACAGGAAUCAUUGAAGCUGCUCUGGAAGAUGUUGGUUUACCUUCAUGGAACCAACCAAUGAUACUGGACAGUAGACAAUCUUCCUCAGUUCCAGAUGUCACAGGAAUCCCUGAAGUUGUUGCGGAGGAAGGGAAAUUCCUUCCACCUGCAAGAAAGUCAAAGGACAUGAAAGUUCCACCCAAGCUUCCAUCCGGAGAGGUCACGGUGUCCACUAGAGAUGAAAGUCACGACUAUGACAGUGAAGAAACAUCUCCAGAAGCACCUGCAGUCACAACAACAAUGGAGACUGCUGCUGUAGAUGAAAGAAUCACCUCACCACCCAAAAGAACUUCCCAGACAUCAACAGCUUCUCCAGAACUUACUAAAAACACAGAAGAAGAACCUGAACGCCAGAGACCUUGUUCCAUUGCAGUUUCUGAAGAAUGUAAACUGAAAGAAGAAGCAGAAACUGAAGAGAAAUCUUCUGAUUCUGCUGAGGACUCUGAGGUCUUCAUCCCUGUCCUGCCCAUUGAAAGAAAAGCAAAAGGUCCAGAUGUUUCCACAAAGUCGGAUUCAGGUGUGGAUGAAGAAAGUGACUUGCAGCCGAAAGAGAGUCAGCAACAAGCAGAUGCUGUGGGAACAGCAAGAACAUCUGAAGAUGCCGUAGUGGAAAAGAUCACACCACCAAAAAGAAAAGCGAAGAGUGGGAAGGUUUCAUCAGAAACUCCUAAACUUCCCACCAGGAGAAAGUCCAAAAAUCAUGAAGUCCCCACAGUGUCCAUAGAGCCGCUUAUUGUUAUCGGUGAAGGUACGGAGCCCAACACUGAAGGUUCAAGACAAAGCCCAGGUGACCCAGAGCGUAAACCCGAUGUUUUGGAGGACAGAAAGCCCUCGCCCCCCAUAAGAAGGACCAAGAGCUUGCAGACUUGUCCAGAACCUGAGAAAGGGGACGAUCCAAAUGUUGAAGAAGAGGACAAACGUCCAGAUACUGAAGAAGUAGCAACACAUGACAUGCAUGAUGCCAUCAAGAGCCUGCCAGAAGAUAAGGCUACCCCUGACGUCCAAGUGAAGACCAAGCGGGAUGAGACCACGCCUACCAUGCAUGCAACUACAGCUGACAGUGAUGUCACUAAACUUCCUGUUCUUCCACAUGCGGAUGAAACGUCUCCAGAAACGACCUCAGCUGAAGAAACCAUGACUCCGAUGCAAACUGUCAUUGAGCUGGAACUGUUGGAAAGACCUGAAGAAGUGAAGGAAGGUCAUGUCCAGGUACGGGUCUGCAACACUGAUGCCACCAUGAGCUUGGAAAAACCAUCAGUAUUGUUAGAAAGAAUCCCAGCGAGGGCUGGUGGAGACACCUUCAGAGUAAAUAUCCAGGCUCAAGGAGAAGAUGGACAACUAGAUGAACAGCAAACGCUCCAAACGCUCCAAACGCUCCAAACGCUCCAAACGCUCCAAAGUGAGCCCGGUGGAUCCAGCUCUGUGAUUUUGACGACACUUGAGCCAAAUGAAACGGAAGUGAUAGAAAUAAUAUUAUGUGAGGAGGUCGUGGAAAAGAACCUCCAGAUGGACGGUCAGGUGGAAGCUCUGGAAAGCAGCCAGGAAGGAAAUACUGAGACAGUGGAGCAAACAUCUGCCAUAUCUCCAAACUGUAUGCAAGAUGCGGCCAUGAUGAUUGACAUAGGACCCAAAGUGCAUGUUUUACACGUGGAUAUAACGACGUGUCAAGAAGAACGGGACAACAGGCUGGAAACAGAACCCACACCAGAAAUAGUCCAAAGUCAUAUUCAGGGUGAGAGGCUGCCAGAAGACAAAGACACCUCCAUCCAGGAUCUACACAACACAGCGGUUGAGGAGGUACCAGGAUGGCCAUCUGCUCAGCUCCUCAGUGACGUGUCAGCAGAGAAAGAAGUAUUGACGAGCACUGGAGGAGGCACCAAAGACGUCUUGGCUGAAGGAUCUUCAAGUGGUGACGGUGAGAAGGCUUCAAAGGACACGACUGAUGAUCAGGAGAAAGACAAACCUCCAAGAGAAACGUCACCAGAGGAAGAAGAAACCAGCACUGAGGUGCAUGACGUCGAGACCCAACGUGAAGCAGCUAGUCCGAGUUCCGCUGCUUUUGAGCCAGUUCACCCACUGGAAAGUGGAGGUGAGAAGGAAGAGACCAAGUGGACUCAAAAUGGAGAUCAGUCACAACUAGGUGCUGAAUCCCAAAUACCUGUCCCACAAGAGAAGGAGUCUGGGCAGGACUCAGGUGUCCAGGCUGGUACAGUAAACAAUGAUGAGGCUGCCGGUGGUCUUCAGCCUGGACAAGAGAAGGAGUCUAGGCAGGACUCUGGUGUCCAGGCUGGUACAGUAAACCAUGGAGAGGCUGUCGGUGGUCUUCAGCCUGGACAAGAGAAGCAGUCUGGGCAGGACUCUGGUGUCCAGGCUGGUACAGUAAACAAUGAUGAGGCUGCCGGUGGUCUUCAGCCUGGACAAGAGAAGGAGUCUGGGCAGGACUCUGGUGUCCAGGCUGGUACAGUAAACCAUGGAGAGGCUGCCGGUGGUCUUCAGCCUAUGAGGUCAGCAAUUAAAAGGACAGAAACGGAAGUUUCAGAGUUAGCUGACACUCAUUCCCACCCUCAUCCCGACACGGAAAAAGCGGUCAGUGCAACAACAGAAGAAGCUGAUGAUAUGAUCACUCGUAGAAGACCAAAGGAACACGGGAAGGUAGACACGACAACAAGCACCUCUGAGCAGAAGGUUGUCAAAUUCGAUCCUAAUGAACCAGAAACAUCUCUGAUGACGGACAUCUUCUCAGCCAUAAAGAUGACCACCAACACAGGACUUCUGAAUGAGGCUGGAGCAUGUGAAGAUUCCGUGGCAGAUCUCCUGACCUCCAGCGGUGACCUGGCCGAUCACCAUUGCAGGCUAUUGUCAAAACUUCUGAGCUGUAAGAACCAACCUUCUGAGCUGCAGCCAACAGCCAUGACGCAGCAGGUGAAUGUGGCCCAGGAAUGUCAGGACAUGGCCCAGGACCAGACGUUACGUCUGUGCCGGCGGAGAGAAGCAGAUGAGGAGAACUCAGAUACUUUGAAGUUCAUGGAGGACCAGUGGAGCGCCGUUGCUCAGGAUGCAGCCGUCGUGGUCCAGAACAAAGUGGCCCAUCUGGAACUGGUGCAGAGCUUCCGUCAUCAGACUGAAGAAGCCAGGACUACACUGGGAAGACUGGCAACUGAACUGGAUGCUGUAGGAAUGUCCCCGGCAGAGAGCAGCCAAACGGAGGCAGAUCGGCUGAAGUCCUUAAAGAGGGACAUGGAGGAAAACAGGAGCGUCCUUGGGAAGUUGGAUGGGAUCCACACCAAGCUCCAUCCUCUUCUUAGCCGCUCCCAUCAAGCAAGUGCAAAUGAUCAGCUUCAGACUCUCCACCAGGAAUGGAGAGACCUGGAGAGACUUGUGGAGAAGGCCUUGCAUCACACGGACGUCCGCUACCAGAACGCCAGCAGCCUUCUGCUGGAGCUGUCGUACCUGCGGGGACACCUCGAGUCCAUCAGUGAAGACCUGGAGGCCAAACAUCCGCAAGUGUGCCAGUGGGAUUACAAGAAGGCCCAGAGGUUGAUGAUGGCACAAGCCGAGGUUGAAGCUGCUCAGGUGAAAUAUGAGGACUUGGGAGAGAGGUUGCAGGCUCUACUCCCCAGCUUAUGGCCAGAAGAAACAGCAGAGAUAAAGAAAGGUCUGCUGAACGUCAAAGACCAACUUUGUCUCACAGAAGAAUGGCUAUCUUCUCAAAUUCACAAGUGCAGUAAUCCCAUCAUGGAGAAGGUCAUGGCGGUGGCGAGCGGCGGCUUCUCCUGGGCUAAGCAGAUCUUGAGUGAUCUUGAAGGCAGACGAAGGAGGUUGUCUCUGCAACCCGAGGUGGUCCACCAGCAGCUCAGGGAUCUGAAAAAGCUGCAGUCUGAGGUGGCAGUCAAGCAGAGCCAACUAAAGUCACAGGCCAAGGAGAUAAGAGGGUAUCUGCCACAGCUGGACCCGGCGGAGGAGAUCCCUGUGGUGCAUUCGUUGCUGGAAUCUCUGGAAGAACUUUCAACGUCAAUCACUGAGAAGAUAGUCCAGGCCAUGAAGGACACAGAAUCCGGUCUGCAGGUCAGGGAAAAGUUGUGGGAACAGAUUGCAGAUCUGGACACCUGGGUUGGGACACAUCUGCAGAAAGAGACAGUGAAGAACGUAGGGGGGAACUUGACGUGUCCUGCUGAAAGUGACCACCGUGAGAUCCAAGAGACGCUGACUGAGGCUGAGAAGCAGUCUGCUGCCUGCAAGGUUCUUUUGAUAAAGAGUAGCGACAUGGCCGCUGAGCUAAGCAUCAAAGAGGAUUGCCAGCUUUUUGACAAGCUCAUGGACCUCCAGGAAGACAUCUACACGAUUAGCAGAUACCACACCUUCAACAAAAAUGAGCUGGAUGAACAUGUGAGAUCUUUAGAAUCAAGCAAGCAACAGCUCGCCACAAUUGAAGAAAGCCUCAGGCAGAUGCGAGUAGACCUGGGAAGUCUAAGGUUCCCUGUCACAGAAGAAUCCCUCCUAGUUUUGGAACCGUACAAGCAAAGGCUUUUGGAGCACAAGUCACAGAUUGACACCAUCUACUCCUGGAUUCCAGAAGAAAAGAGCAUGGAACUCCACGCAGUCACGGCUGAAAUCCACAACAAAAUGACCCGUCUGCAAACGAAGGCCAGCGAUCAUGAGAGGUACCUCAACAUGAGGCAAUGUCUGGAAGACCUUAAAGAAGCGGUUGAGGAACAGGUCAACCAAACCAGAGAAGAUGGCAUAGAGGUGGUGGAGAAGUACAAGAUCUGUCAGAAGCUCCUUUUCCAGUUCCCUCUGAUAAGAAAGCUAUGUGACGAUGUUGGAUCUAACCUCCAGAUGAUCUUGGCUGACCUUCACCCUUCACAGCUGAGCUCAGAGCAGCAGAGACUUCAAGAAAAUGAGCAGAGCUUCAAAGACCUGGAGAUGAAAACCCUGAACAACCUCAGCCUCAUUGAGUGGUGUCUGCUGAAGGAAGUGGAUCUGGACUCAGAGAGGAAAGCCACUCAGGCCUUCCUGUGGGAUGCCCAUCAAGAACUCCAAACCCCCCCACAGAUGGAGCUGCACCAGAGAUCCAUGAAUGAGGAAUACCAGAAGAUAAUGUCUUUGAAAACGACUGUUGAGUCGAGAAUAAGAGCCUUGGAUCUUCUAGAGCAGAACAAAGAAAACAAAGAAGGACCAAGCUCCUCAGAUCUUGAAGACUUGAAGAAUGAAGUUCUACGUGAAUGUGACUCACAAAUGGAUCAUAUCUCCGAUGCAAUGAUAUCUCUGAGAAAGUACACACGUACCGUAAAACAAGCACUUCAGUUCCUGAGGAACACUGAAGCCUCUCUGCUACCCAUUCUCGGCUCAACUGGAGUCUGCCAUGAAAAGCUGGAGGAGACCCAGAAGAUCUUGGCCUCCCUGGAAGACCACGCCCAGACUUACAUGAACCAGCUGAAGGAUGAACCUGCUCCGCAUCCUUACCUGUCCCCUGUGGAGGUGGAGCAACUCCAAGAGGCUGUGCUGAGCCAGUUCCUGGUCCGGAUGUCCACACUGAAGGCCAGGGGCUACCUACAUUUGGAGAAUCUUACCAGCUGUGCGGAAACGUACAGAAAUGACGGCAAAUGGAGUGACCACAUCAGCCUGCGUUUGAGGAAGGCGGAGGGGGGCCUUGCUGAGGUGGUCUCCCAUAAGGUCACGUCCCCGGCUGAGUGCAGUGAGCAGCUAGCAAAGGUUGCGGCUCUGCAGGAGGAGCUGGAUUGUCUGCAGAAGCAUCUGGAGGAGGUGGUGGAGUGGUGUCCGGAGCAGAGUUGCCGCGGACACCGGGAAACCUCAACGGCGGCCGCAUGGAGAUGCAUUGCGAGACUGAGGCACGGCUGUCAGCAGCUGACUUCAAGACUCAACCAACAGAUUGCAGAAUGGCGUGACAUCACCCGCAGGGUGGAGAAGGCAUCUGAUCUACUGCAGCAAGUGGAGGUGGAGCUCCCGGAGCCCGCCCCGUUGACUGCAUCUACCGAUGAGCUUCGUGAUCUGCAGCAGUCCUGGGACCAAUACCAGGACAGGCUGGACUGUGAGCACCGCGCCCUCUCUGCCCUUGAACUACGCAUUGCCAGGCUGCUGGCUGUCCCCGCCCACGUGGAACAGGCUCCACCCACUCCACUCUGCCAGCAGCUGCAAGCCAUGCAGGCCAGGUACAACAGCGUGAAGCAGAGGAGCCUCAAGGGUUUGGAGUCCAUCACGCUGGAGCUGGAAGAGAAAGAAAGAGUGCAGGAGGAGCUGCGGGUCGUCUGGGUCUGGUUGACAGCCGCUGACAGUCUUCUGUUGGAGAUGGAUCCAAGCAGCAACAAAGCACAGCUGAAGGAGAUUCACAGCCAGCUGUGCAUCCAGAAGGCUAUGGUCCAUCGUAUCACGGAAGGCCUCAAGACAAAGUACUUCCAGGUGGUCCCCGUGGAGAUCGAUGGCCAACUGCAGGAGAUCCAAAAAACUCUGCAACAGGUCGAAGUUAAGGUAGAAGAAGCUAUAGAACAAAGCGGCCUUGUGAACACAAUUGGUGCAAAGUUGCUGGAGACUCAUGCUGCCCUGACGUCAGUGCAGGAGACGCUGGAAGUGAGAAGUUCCACUGUGAAGGAUGCAAAGCUUUCUCAGAAGCUGCUGUGGGACGAGUUGGACAGAUGGCACAAGUGUGUGGCAGCACUGGAAGCCGACAUGCGAGACCUGGAGCAUCCACAGGAGGCGCUGUCCCUCACAGAGAGGCUGAUGGAGGUGCAGGAGCUCCACGCUCAGCUGGCCAAACGGGCGGAGCAAAGGACAACCCUCCUCAGCAAGAUGCAAACGCGCCUUCAGGAGCAUCAGGAAAUGAUUGACAGCUCCAAGAGUUGGAUGGCGGAGGCUAAGUCGUGGCUCGCCGCUCCCCGCACGUACACCACGGCCAAGUGUCUGAGCGAUCACGUCCAAGAUCUGCAGACGGUCUUGAAGGACUCAGCACAGAUCCGAACCACCUUGCAGGGUUUCAGUUCAGUCCUGGAGGACAUGUCUCAGGUGGUGGAUGUCUCGGCGCUCCGGGAAGAACUCAUCCAAGCCGACUGCCAAGUAGCCGCCGUUGAAGAUAGCUUUGCCGCUCCUUUGUCUCGACUCGAGCGUGCCGCUGCCGAGGUGGACGUGAUCGAGAGCGAGGUCAGGAAGAUGGAGAGUAACGUUGCAGAGAUCAAGACUAUUUUAUCUUCUCCAGAGACGCUGCCCAGCCCCAAAGAGAAACGUUUGAAGAUGGUGGAGCAGAGGAUCCAGACCAUGAGGAGCAGCAUCGCCGACAUUCAGAAAUCCAAACUGGAACUCCAUCUUCCGGAGAAGGCAGAGGAGACACUGGGUGUCUUCGUCGUCAUUGAUCAGCUGCAAAUGUUGCUGCUGGAGCUGGAGAAGAAAGUCCCGGCUCUCUUCAUCCAGCAGCUUCCCGCACAAGUCCCUCAGAGCACAUCCCAAGCAGGACCGCUCAAGUCCAGCUCCGAGGAAGCUGAGGAGGAAGCCGGACACGGCCGGAUCACGAUCGCUCACGUUGAGGAUGACGUGCUGCGACGUUCCGGAGCUGCGUUGAUGAGGGUGGAAAGAGCGACGCCCGAGCAGAGACGGUCAGGGCCAACCGACAGUCCGACGCGACAAGGGCACGGCGGUGGCGGCGAGGCGCUCCCUGCUGAGGAGGCCUGGCAGGAAGUGGGAGGGCAGGAGCAGAGAGUGAAGGGAGGUGGAGGAGGUGCUUUGUGGUGGCUCUGGGAUGCUUUCCUGGGUGGUUCUUCUGAGGAAGCCCCUGAAAAGAGCCAAGCUUCCAGGGAAGAAAGCGCUGAGAGAGAGUCGCUACAUGACACACAGGAUGUGUGUGAUGGUGCCACAGACCAGAGUUCUUCGGAGGAUCUAUCGGAGCCGCGAGACGCAGAUGCCAGAAGCCAGGACCCCCGUGAGAGCAUGGGCGGGGGGCCUGCCCCCCCCUGGCUCUGCCCCUCGGAAGGAGCCCUCCACGCGGGCCUGGAGCGUGUUGGUCAGCUGGAGCUGUGGCUGCUCACGGCCCACGCACGUCUGGAGGCCGGCGGGAGACGCGACAUGCAGGACGGCGUGGAGCGACAACUCCUCACCUGCCAGGAGAUGUUCCUGGAGCUGGAGCAGAAGGUGGCCAUUCUCUCCGAGCUGGGCCUGGUGGCCGAGCAGCACCGCGACCGGAUCGAUUCUCCUCCAUCGGGCGCCCCCGAAUCCCAACGGGAGGCGGCUGAGCUCCUAGCGUCCAAACUGGAGGACCUCAAGUCCAACCUGGUGUCCUUCCAGCAGCUGCUGGAGGACAAGCAGGGAGAGGAGAGGAGGCUCACCCUCAAAGAGACACCAGAGAAGGCGGAUCGCCCCCUGGUGGCCAGGCUGAGACACAGCAGCAGCCUUCAGGAGAUGUUCUCCUCUCCGAGGAACAAACUUCUCCGUCAGAGCAGCUUGCAGCAACAGAAGGAGUUGGAGCAGCAGCUCAGCGAGCAGCGAGGUUUGACGCAGGCCAUCGCUAUCGCCGGCGCUCGCCGCCUCAGCCAGGAGCCCCAGGGGCCCCAGGGGCCCCAGGAGCCCCAGGAGCCCCAGGAGCAGGCCCUGCUGUCGCCACGGAGGCGUCCCACUGAGGACGAGGACGGCAGUGCUCGUGAGACAUGGGACGGUCUUCACAGUCGGCUUCUGGCCGUGGAGGAGAGCUGGCUGCUUCCUGGCUCCGAGGUGACAAACUCAUCAGCGACGCGUCGGGAUGGAGCAGCGGGACGCCUGAUUGGCUCUGACAGCCUCCGACAGCUCCAUGCUCACGUCGGACGCCUGCGAGAUCUGGGACGGUGGGCCGAGAGGACGUCCACCCUGGACGCCCCUCAUGGGGCCCUGGAAGAGGACGUCCUUCAUGAGCUGUGGGAGCUGACCAUCUUUCUGACCUCCAUCAACCAUCUUCUCCCCCCGACUGGAGUCACGCCUGAAGACCAGGAAGACCAGGAAGACCAGGAAGACCUCCAGACACGAGUCCACUUCCAGACGCUGGCCACCGACAUGUCCGCCCUCCACCAUGAGUUGGCCACUCUGGGGGCAAAGGUCAUGGGCGUCCUGGGGUCGGCCUGUGUCCAGCGGUGCGUGGACGCCCUCUGUAGGAUCCUUCCUGCGGUGCAGGCGGCGUUGGUCAGUCGAGAUCAACAACUGGAAAACCAGGAGGAGCAAAAGUCAACGCAUCAGGCUGUGACCUCCAUGCAGGAGCAGGCUGACCACGUGGACCCCCUGAUGGGGGCGGAGACACGUCGCCACGUUCCCUCCUCUCUGGUGGAGCAGGCGGCCAUGUUGCAGGGGGAAGUGCACGCCCUCCCGUGCGGCAUGAGCCCCCGCGGUGAGGAGGCGCUGAAGCACUGCGAGCGGCUGGUGUGGAGCCUCAGGGAUCUGCUUGCUCUGGCCUCGGAACGCCUGGAUCAGAACCUGCAUCUCCAGAGUAGGACUCGGCUCCAGCAGCAGCUCAGCGCUCACAUGAGGCUCUUCCAGUUUCUGAGCCGACAUUUAGACCGCCUGCAGUUCCUGACCAAGACACUUCCAGAGAGCGGCCUCCAGAAGUGGGAGGCGGUAAUGCGGGACCUUCAGGAGGAGGCGCUCCCGCUCCAGAAGCAGGCCUUGGAGAAAGGGGUCAACAUGGGACGAAUCCUCCAGAUGUGGUCACAGUGGGAGGAGGAAGCCGCCUGGUCCGAGUCCCUGCUGCGGGGUCUGGAGACUUCAUUUCCCAGGAUGCACGUGGGGAGGGAUGCGUCAAAGCUGCUGUGUAUGUACCAGGAGCUCGGUUCCGUUCUGGAAAGGAACGCAGCUCGGCUCGGUCAGACGUUGGAGGCGGGGCUUACGCUGCAGGGGGCGGGCUGCGUGGCAGUGGGUGUGGCCUGCAGUCGGCUGGAGUCCCGUCGGAGAGGUCUUCAGAAGAGGCUGAAGAUAGACGGUGGCAAAGUGGACAGGAGGAUGAGGCUGAGGAAGAGUUUCGUUUGUGACUCCGCUGCCCUUACGGCCUGGAUGGGCGGGGCCAGGGCAAUGAUUGACAGGUGGAGGCAUCUGGUCAUCUCGGCUGCUGCCGAUGACGCUGAUGGCGAGCGGAGGCGGGACGAGUAUGGUGGCUUUGUGACGCUGAGCAAAGAGCUGGAGGACCAACGGAGACUUAAAGCGGUGCUUCUCAGCGCUGGCGCCCAACUGGCUGAGCUGAGUGAAGCUGAUGAAGACUCCGAUGAAGACUCCGAUGAAGACCCGGAGACCCGGGCGUCCCCGCAGCACGCCUCGGAACCCCAUCCUGAUUAUGUUGGCGCCCAGCUCAGACAACUGGAACAGGACUGGUCUGGUCUGAUGGUGGACUUCCCCGUGGUCCAACAAGCUCUACACAAGUGGUGGAUGGAGGCGUUGAGCCACCAGGAGGCGCUGCUGGAGAUGCUGGUCUUGCUGGAGGAGGUGGAGUUAGAUCUGGGAGAGCAACACCACCUGAUGGAACCCGCCUCGUGGACUAGCCUUGAGCUCAAACAGCGUCUCAAGUCCUGUAAGGACUAUCAGGUGGAGAUGUCAGCCCAUCAGGCCACGCUGGACCACGCCUGUCAGCCAUCACAGAGCUGCAGUACCGGGGGUCGCCACUGGGGGCGCUAUGAAGAAAACCAGUUUGCAGAAGAUCAAGGUGGCCUCAACCAUCGCUGGCUCGCUUUGCAGGCGACGCUGAGCUCUCAGACCGACAGGCUGGAGGAGGAGUUGCGGAUCAGGACGGAGCAGGAAGUCGCUCUCCAGCGGAUCGACCGCUGGAUCGCAGAUCAGAAGCUGUGGGUGGAGUCGGCUCGGACCCCCCGCGGCCUGGGAGAGCUUGGGAGGAGCGUAGACACCUGCAAGAACCUGGAGGAGCAGAUCCAAGUGAGAGCUGCGGCUCUGCAGGAGAUGUCCAGCCAACCUGGCAGACAUCUGAGGCAUCAGACGUCUGAGUCCAGCAUGGCCUGCACGGCGCUAGCACAGCAGAAUGAAGCCGUGAAGAGCGGUCUUCUUGAAGCCAGGCGGCUGUGGCUCUCGGCGGACGACAGACUUUGCGGCGUGAGGCUGAGACACGUGACGACCUCGCACAUGUUGGCGUAUCUCCACGGCCCUCGACUCUCCCUGCAGGCCCACAGAGACCUCCUGAACCAGCUGGAGGAUCUCAAUGAGGAGAUGGAGACCUCCGAGGUGGAGUGGGACCAGCUCAAUGAAACCCUCACCGCCCUGGAAGACCUCAUCCAUCCUGCUGCAGCCUCCCUUCUCACCGAGGAGAUGACCCGACAGAGACACAGUUGGAGCAGCGCGUCCGUGGCGUUGGACCAGCGCCUCCAGAGGAGCCGUGACAUCCUGUCAGCGUGGGAUGUCUACGCCCGGAGUGCUGCUGCCUUCUCGCAGCGGGUCAAGACUCUGAAGGGGGACGCCACGCGCAUCCUGGGGGGCGCCAGCAGGCCAGCCAACACGGUCGACGGCAUCACCGAGACCGCACGCCAAGUCCAGACUUUGCGUGAGAGAGCCGAUGCUUUGCAGUUUGACCUGCAGGAGGUGCUGGACUCCUCCAAGGACCUGAUUGGCUGCCUGGAGCCCUCAGCUGCAGCUCUGGUCCAAUCAGAGAGCAGGUUGCUGUCACGUGGGGUCCUGCAGCUGAGCGAGACGCUGGCUGGGAAGCAAGCUGAGCUGAGGGAGGAGCUGGAGACGCUGCAGGAGGUCAGCAGUCUCCUGGACGAGCUGGAGUCCAAACUGGGACGUUGGCUGGUGUGGCUGGAGGACACGCACCGCAGCACGGACCAGUCUGGCUUCCUGGAGCUGAGCGCCCUGACCGCCGACCUGGACGUGCUAAACGAGCUGAGCCACGGCGUCACGCUGGCCGACGAUGCCGCACGCCGCCUGCAGUUGCUCAACUGCCGCUGGAGAGACGCGUCCGCCCGAGCCGAAGAGGCCUGCAGUGAGCUGCAGACGGACGCCUUGAGGCAGCAGACCUUUGAGAAGAAGUGCGAGAGCUGGAUGGCGUUCCUGCAGAGGAUGGAAGAUCAGCUGGCCGUCGACGUGUCGGGUUCGUACGCCGGCCUCAGGCAGCAGCUGUGCACUCACCAGCGAUUCCAGGUGGAGCUGUCCAUCGGCCACCAGAUCCUCCAUUCCGUCAUCUCCGACGCGCUUCGCUUGCUGCAGAGAGGAGAGGUGGACGACAGGAGCGACUUCAUCCUGAAGCUGACCCAGCUGAGGGAGCACUGGCAGGGCGCCGUGCGGCGGGCUGACCAGCGGCGCUCCCUGGUGGAGGGUUUGGUCAGGCAGUGGCACCUUUACCGGCGCAGCCUGAAGAAGCUGCAGCGCUUCCUGUCCGACACUCAGAUCCUGCUGCCGCUGGGCGGGGGCGGGCCCAACCGAUGCAGCCUGCAGCAGCUGCGAUGCUCGCUCCGGGACCUCCAGCACACCGAGCUGCUCUUCCAGAGGUAUCAGUGCAGUUUCAUUCACACCCUGGAGGUGGGCCGCCAGCUCUUCUCCAUGGCUGACGAGGAGACCCAGAGCCAGAUCCAGAUGGACCUGGGAACGCUGCAGGAGGAGUGGGACAACCUCCAAAGUCUGCUGAGCCGCAGGCUGGACCUGGCCCAGACCAUCGUGGAGAACUGGGAGCGCUGCGAGGCAGGACUGGCAGACAAAACACUGCAGCUGAAGGACAUGAAGACCAGACUCAACCAGCUGCUGCCAGAUUAUGACGACCAGCCGCUCGCCAACAAGGAGAACGAGGACUCCCUGGAGGACUGGGCUGAAGGUCUGACAGACCUGAGCACCAUGAAGACGGACCUGAGCCAGUACAUCAUGGCCGAUGACGUGUUGCUGCUGGAGGAGCAGGUGGAGCACCUGCACUGCCAGUGGGAGGAGCUAUGCCUUAAGGUGUCUCUACGUAAGCAAGAGAUCGCCGAUCGCCUCAACGCUUGGAUCAUCUUCAACGAGAAGAACAAGGAGCUCUGUGAUUGGCUCGCCCACAUGCAGAACCAAGUGGCGCACACCGCCGACCUCAACAUCGAGGAGAUGGUGGAGAAGCUGAAGAAGGACUGCAUGGAGGAAAUCAACCUGUUCAGCGAGAACAAAAGCCAUUUGAAGCAGCUGGGAGAACAACUCAUCAGCGCCAGCAACAAGACCAAGGAGGGCGAGGUCAACGACAAGGUCAACGAUGUCAACGACCGCUGGCAGCAUCUCUUCGACCACAUUGAAGCCAGGGUGAGGAAGCUGAAGGAGACCUUGGUGACGGUGCAGCAGCUGGACAAGAACAUGAGCAACCUUCGCACGUGGUUGUCCCGCGUGGAGGCCGAGCUGUCCCAGCCGCCGGUCUACCACGUCUGCCACGGGGACGAGAUCCAGAGGAAGCUGGCCCAGCAGCAGGACCUUCAGCGGGACAUUGAGCAGCACACGGAGAGCGUGGCGUCGGUGUUGACGCUGUGCGAUGUCUUGCUACACGAUGCCGAUGCCUGCGGCAGCGAUUCGGAGAAUGACUCCAUCCUGCAGACCACCCGCAGCCUGGACCGCCGCUGGAGGAACAUCUGCGCCAUGUCCAUGGAGAGGAGGAUCAGGAUUGAGGAGACGUGGCGUCUCUGGUGCAAGUUUCUGGAUGACUACGCUCGCUUUGAGGAAUGGCUGAAGGCGGCCGAGCUGACGGCAGCCAAUCCCGACUCGGCUGAUGUCCUCUACACCAGCGCCAAGGAGGAGCUGAAGAAGUUUGAGGCCUUCCAGCGGCAGGUCCACGAGCGCCUGACUCAGCUGGAGCUGGUCAACAAACUGUACCGCCGCCUGGCCCGGGAAAACCGCACGGAUGCGGCCAGCAAACUCCGCCUCAUGGUGGCCGAGGGCAACCGGCGGUGGGACGGCCUGCAGAGGCGGGUGGGGGCCGUGCUGCGCAGGCUGAAGCACUUCACAUCUCAGAGAGAAGACUUUGAGGGAACUCGUGAGGGGAUCCUGGUCUGGCUGACGGAGAUGGACCUCCAGCUCACCAACGUGGAGCACUUCUCCGAGAGCGACAUCGAGGACAAGAUGAGGCAGCUGGACGCGUUCCAGCAGGAGAUCACGCUCAACACCAACAAGAUUGACGCCCUCAUCGUGUUUGGGGAGAACCUGAUCCAGAAAAGCGCUCCUCUGGACGCCGUGCUGAUCGAGGACGAACUGGAGGAGCUCCACUCGUACUGCCAGGAAGUGUUUGGACGCGUGGCCCGCUUCCACCACCGCCUGGUCCACAGACGCCCGGUGCUUGAGGAGGAGAGGGAGCUGUCUGAUCUGGAGAACUCGCCCGAGCCCAGCAGCGCCGCCUCUUGGAGGGACACCUUCAGGAAAGACGGGAACGGACGUCAGACCAUGUGUCAUCUCCUGGCGCCGCCUCCGGAGCAUUCGGGGAGAGAGACCCCCGUCAGCGUGGACUCCAUCCCGCUGGAGUGGGACCACACGGUGGACGUGGGGGGGUCUUCAUCACACGAGGACGACGAGGACGCCACCUUCUUCAGCGCCCUGUCAGUGAAGUCUGUUUGCGGCGCCCCAAGCUGGCACCAGCCCGACCCCGGAGAAGCGGCGUCCCUCCCGCCGCACGCCGCGCCCACUUCCUUCCACCAGCAGGGCUACGUGAAACUGAUGUCCGAGUGCAGCGGCAGCAUCGACAACGUCAAGAGAGUCAAGCUGAUCCUCAACGACGUCGAGGAGGAAGUGGACGUUUCCGGUCUGACGAGCAGCACCGCCCACAAACACACGUGCACAGGUGUGAUGGAGCGCUGGGAGGUCCUCCAGGCCCAGAAGGUGAGCAAGGAGGCGGACCUCAAGCAGAACCUGCAGCAGUGGCACCGCCUCCACGCCGACCUCAAGCAUGUCACUUCCUGGCUGGACACCGUGCUUCCCGAGCUGGAGAAGCUGCAGAACAUCACGCCGUCCACCGGCGUCAAGGACUUUGAACGCAACAUUAGGACGCUCAAGGAGAUGCAGAAGACGUUCGGCAGCUACAAGCGGUUGCUGAUGUCCGUCAACCUGAGCAGUCGUCACUUCCUGCGGGCCGACAGCGCCGAGCUGCGAGAGCUGAGGGCGCGGCUGAGCUCGGCCAACCGGGGCUGGACGCGGGCGUGCGGGGCUCUGGAGCGCUGGGAGGCCACACUGCACGCCGCGCUCAUGCAGUGUCAGGAGUUCCACGAGACGCUGCGUUGCCUGCUGGCGUGGUUGGCUCAGGUCCAGAACAAACUGAGCGACAUCGAGCGAAGACAACACGGGAAGUCCCACGCCGUCCUGAUGGAACAACGGGACACGCUUGUGGCCCUCCAGGAGGAGAUGCGCGGCCGCCAGCCGGAGGUGUCGUCGCUGCAUGCCAUCGCCACACAGCUCCUCCUGGAGGCCGAAGAGGAGGACAGUGUGGAGGCCAAGGAGAAGGUCCACGUCAUCGGCAACAAGCUGCGUCUCCUCCUGAGACACGCCCACAUGCUCCAGGACGCCGUGCAGCAACAUCUGGAGGACCAGGAUGAUCCAGCAGACCAAGGACAGACGCUCGCUAGAAGACGGGAGGCACCCCCUCGCCGCCCCCUCCUGUCCCGCGUCCUGCGGGCGGCGUUCCCGCUACAGCUGCUGCUGCUGCUGCUGCUGGCGUUGGCGUGCUUGGUGCCGCCGUCGGAGGACGAGUACAGCUGCACCCUCAGCAACAACUUUGCCCGCUCCUUCUACCCCAUGCUGAGGUACACCAACGGGCCCCCACCAACAUGAGUGUGUGUGUGUGUGUGUGUGUGUGGAGAUGUUAUUUAUUGAUUGGUGAAAAGCCAUAAAGACUAUUUUUACUAGCUAGAUGUUAUUUUGUACAAAAAUCCUUUUUGUGAUCCACGGAAAGCCAAGCUGAAGCUGAUGAAUGUCGUACAGGAGGACCAGUCCUAUUUUAGCAUCACGUCUGCAAUGUGGACGGCUACAUCCGGAGAAACAAUUUGCUGUGUUUGUGUCCGAUCAAGCAUGAUUUAUUUCCUUUGGCUCAUCAAGCUAGCAUGUUAGCUUCGUUUUGAGCUGCGCCGGCUAGAAGAAAGGCUAUCUAGCUAGCAUCAAAGAACAAAAGAACAAAAUAAAAGGUACAUGAAUUUGUGUGA
Messenger RNA from Doryrhamphus excisus (bluestripe pipefish), 31780 nucleotides. The record is from RefSeq and is a predicted model, not a curated record. Lineage: Eukaryota; Metazoa; Chordata; Actinopteri; Syngnathiformes; Syngnathidae.